AUGGCUAAGCGAAUAAACAGGGUGAUUGAGCUUCUGGAACAGGGCCAGCCCAUAUACAACGCCGGUGCUCAUGAGCUGUCAUAUGAGAACGGCAAGGCGAUGGCCUCCACAUGGGCAGACUACAUCGGCGUGGAGAUGGAGCACGGCUCGUUCGACAUGUCGGCGCUGGACGAAUUCAUGCGCGGCCUGGUGGACGGCGGACCUACACCAAGCGGUCAUCGCACUCCGCCUGUCAUCAUGACCAUCCCGACGGACGGCACGAAUGAGGAUGUCGUCCGUGCCAACUCAUGGAUGAUGAAGCAGGCGCUCGCUCGCGGCAUACACGGUAUCCUGCUGUGCCAUGCGGAGACGCCGGGCGCCGUUCAGGCAUUCGUUGAGUCCUGCCGAUACCCGUUCCAGACAGUUGGUGUGGGCGAUGGGCUUGGUGUGGGACGUCGCGGAGGCGGAGGGCAGCGCGGUGCGGCGCAUAUCUGGGGAGUGGAGCCUGAUGAGUACAUGAAGCUGGCAGACCCGUGGCCGCUCAACCCUGACGGCGAGUUAUUCCUCGGCCUGAAGCUAGAGAAUAAGCGCUCAUCUCGCCAACUGCGAGGAAUGUGCGGCUGUGCCCGGCAUUGCCUUCGCUGA
This is a messenger RNA of Geodia barretti, 624 nucleotides long. The record is from the annotation of a GenBank genome assembly. NCBI's taxonomy places the organism in Eukaryota, Metazoa, Porifera, Demospongiae, Tetractinellida, Geodiidae.